Tetranychus urticae (two-spotted spider mite) is the source of this 1321-nucleotide messenger RNA. RefSeq lists its product as uncharacterized. The record is from RefSeq and is a predicted model, not a curated record. Lineage: Eukaryota; Metazoa; Arthropoda; Arachnida; Trombidiformes; Tetranychidae. Gene Ontology annotation, biological process: regulation of DNA-templated transcription. Gene Ontology annotation, molecular function: DNA-binding transcription factor activity, RNA polymerase II-specific; DNA binding.
UCAAUCCAAAGUUUACUGCCUCUAAUAAUAAUAAAAGGCGGGAUGAAGAGGAGGGAAACAAGGUGUUGACCCGCCUCUCUCUUUUUAGUUAUACUUCAGGAUCAUUUUCAGUUUUGUUGUUAGUCUGAAUUUUGCCAUUCAUUGAGACAUUUUAAGUCAAGACCCAAGUCUUUAACUCUAAAACUUAAUUGCAGAAGUUGUGCCUUUUUUCAAAAAAAUUGCUCUUUAAAGCAAAAAAGAUUUCAAAUCGUUUCUUCAAAUUCAAAUCAAAUCAAACUACAACAUUCAAAUUGCAAACAUUUUUGCUACAAUUUGUUUGUGUUUUCAUCAACAAUCAAGGAUUAACAUUAUUUAUCAACAAGUGAGAUCAUUGUUUUUGUAAUGCAACUCAAAGGAUGCCUGUAACUACAUCAUUUCCAGCUUUGAUCAACUCGACAAAAAAACUAACAAUGUCCUCUUCAAAUGAAUGUCCAUUUAAAACACACUUUUCAUCAUCACCAACAACUCCACCAGCAUUGUCAUGGAACUCUUCAGUAUCAUCAUCAUCUUCUUCUUCUUCUUCAUCUUCAUCGCCACCGAUAUUAUUACCAGCUUCAUCAACCUCACCACCAUCAAAUGUUGCCGGUCCCGUACUACCUCAGCCACAAGCAAUACCAAAUUUUUCAUCAAACGUUUCUUCGUUUUUUAUUAAAGACAUUCUCAGUGGAUUUCCACAACCACCUCAUCACCUUUAUCAUCCACACGCUCACCAUCAACUUCACUCUCACAAUUCUCUUAACCAACAUCACUAUCAACUUCAUCAAAGCCAAUCAACCCUGGAAUCUGAUGAGGAAAAUGAAUUUUCAGAUUUAGAUGAAAACGAGCAAAAAUUAGAGAUAAAAGUUCAAAAGAAGCAAAGGAAGGCAAGAACAGCCUUUACAGAUCACCAGCUUCAGACUUUGGAGAAGAGUUUCGAGCGAUCGAAAUAUUUAAGUGUCCAAGAAAGGAUUGAAUUGGCAGUUAAAUUAAAUUUAACUGAUACGCAAGUCAAGACUUGGUACCAAAAUAGAAGGACCAAAUGGAAGAGACAAACGGCCGUUGGUCUAGAGUUGCUAGCCGAGGCUGGAAAUUAUGCUGCCGUUAAGCGAAUGUUUGAAACGAAUCCAAAUUGGAUGAACAUUAUGCCUCAACAAACGAUACCUUUCGAUGUGUUCUAUCGCCAGGCAGCCUACAUGCCUCCAAAUUUUUCACCACAUUUCAACUGAAAGCUUUCAACCAAUUUUUAAUUCACUCUCUUGUGUUUAAUUUUUUAAAUAAAUAGCGAUUGCAGCGUUACCAAUAA